Cynocephalus volans (Philippine flying lemur) is the source of this 934-nucleotide messenger RNA. It is a transcript of the gene TP53RK, whose product is annotated as TP53 regulating kinase. Gene Ontology annotation, biological process: protein phosphorylation. Gene Ontology annotation, molecular function: protein serine/threonine kinase activity; ATP binding. Gene Ontology annotation, cellular component: EKC/KEOPS complex; cytosol; nucleus. The record is from RefSeq and is a predicted model, not a curated record. Bases 68 to 826 code for a protein of 252 amino acids. Lineage: Eukaryota; Metazoa; Chordata; Mammalia; Dermoptera; Cynocephalidae. The transcript is spliced from 2 exons.
CGGAAGCAUUUCCGGCAGUUUGUGGAAAAAGCGGAGAGGCUCCCAGCGGUGGCCCCGGGGCGCAGUCAUGGCGGCGGCCGCUGUUACGGCUGAGAACAGCGAAGAAUCCGCUCCGGAGGCCGAGGCUCUGGUCGCGGCCCGGGAGCGCAGCAGCCGCUUCUUGAGCGGCCUGGAGCUGCUGAAGCAGGGCGCCGAGGCGCGCGUGUUCCGCGGGCGCUUCCAGGGCCGCGCGGCCGUGGUGAAGCACCGCUUCCCCAAGGGCUACCGGCACCCGGCGCUGGAGGCGCGGCUGGGCCGGCGGCGGACGGUGCAGGAGGCCCGGGCGCUGCUGCGCUGCCGCCGAGCAGGGAUAUCUGCCCCAGUUGUCUUUUUUGUGGACUAUGCUUCCAACUGUUUAUAUAUGGAAGAAAUUGAAGGCUCAGUGACUGUUCGGGAUUAUAUUCAAUCCACUAUGGAGGCUGAAAAAACUCCCCAAAGUCUCUUCAGCUUAGCCAAGACAAUUGGGCAGGUGUUGGCUCGAAUGCACGAUGAAGACCUCAUUCAUGGUGAUCUCACCACCUCCAACAUGCUACUGAAACCCCCCCUGCAACAGCUGAACAUCGUACUCAUAGACUUUGGGCUGAGUUUCGUUUCAGCACUUCCAGAAGAUAAGGGAGUAGACCUCUACGUUCUGGAGAAAGCCUUCCUCAGUACCCAUCCCAACACUGAGACUGUGUUUGAAGCCUUUUUGAAGAGCUACUCCACCUCCUCCAAAAAAGCCAGACCAGUGCUAAAAAAAUUAGAUGAAGUGCGCUUGAGAGGAAGAAAGAGGUCCAUGGUUGGGUAGAAGAAUGUGUGUAAAAACCACACAGUUAGGUGUUUUUUUCAAAGUAAAUUUGAAGAAAUGCUAUAGAUAUGAGAUUAGACCUAAAUAAAAGUGUUGAGAUACUUUUAA